GCUCCUAUUUCAUGGUCUUUCUGAACACUGCCCAUGCUGACCACAGCUAUGCCGCAAAUUGCGACAACGUCGUGGGUAUGACCCUGGGAAAGAUCGCGACCUACGGCGUCGUUGAGCGGAUUUUGCAGCAGAACCUGGAAGGUUUGGCGUAUAUCGGCAAAGGCCCCCUGGGCAAGUGCUUGGAAGGCAUGACGAGGGUCAACGAAGGCGACCUGAAGGGCCUAAUCAAGGAGGAGCGCGCCGUCAAGCUCGGCAGCCUGAAUGUCAUCGCAGACAUUGCCACCGGAGGAAAGGCAGCUGCCAAGAAGCAGACGCUA
Symbiodinium necroappetens is the source of this 317-nucleotide messenger RNA. The record is from the annotation of a GenBank genome assembly. Lineage: Eukaryota; Dinophyceae; Suessiales; Symbiodiniaceae.